This is a messenger RNA of Xylaria bambusicola, 435 nucleotides long. RefSeq lists its product as uncharacterized. The transcript is spliced from 2 exons. Bases 1 to 435 code for a protein of 144 amino acids. The record is from RefSeq and is a predicted model, not a curated record. NCBI's taxonomy places the organism in Eukaryota, Fungi, Ascomycota, Sordariomycetes, Xylariales, Xylariaceae.
AUGGCCGGAAAGCUCACAAAGAGCACUGCGAGGGCUCUGGCUGUGCUUGCAGACCGAGCUGCAGCUGUCCGAGCUGAAAAGCUGAAACGGAAUGAUGAAUGUGAAGAUAUCCUGCGAGCCAUAAUUGGCAAGGAAGACAACUUCGAUCGCCUUCGAGCAGUACACGGCGACGCUCGCCAAUUGCUCUUCAACCAAGCGCAGGCGGCUUGUAAAGAGUUAGGAUGGGGGGCUGAACGCCUGCUGUCACAAUCUAUCAAAUCUACAAGGAAGAUUGUUGCCGAGCUGAGUCUAUACCCAAUAGCUAGUCCCGCUAUAAACGCCUGUUCACAUCUCAUAUAUGAGUUCACCGUGGGCUUUAUGAGAAAAGCGGCAUGGAGUUUCCGAUCCCAUGGCAGCGAUGGAGCAGUCAAGACAUCAUGGACCACAUGCGCUUGA